CCUAUACAUGACCCUGUAUGCACAUCAGCUUGCACUUUUAACAUCGAAAAUGGGCAGGGCAAAAAGAGGAAAGCGCAUCGGCGGCAGGAGAGACGGCGGCAGCACCCGGCCCCAAGGGGACACACGGGUCGACCGCAAGCAGCAAUGGUGGCUCGAGGAGGAGAAUUUGCACAAUGCCCGAUUGGAGAAAUACUAUCAAGAGCAAAGGAUUAUUCCAGACGGAGAAGAAUUUCAACAGUUCCUCGAAGCAUGCAAGAAGCCACUACCAACCAGCUUCCGCAUCACCGCCGGUCGGGCUUUCACCUCGCAAAUCCUGCGCAGCACGGAAGAGCACAUCCCUCACUUGAGCAACAUUGAGUUCGAAGGAGAGCGUCCGUCACCGCCAAGAGAGCUUCCGUGGUAUCCUAGACGCCUCGGGUGGCAAUUCGAUGUGAAGAAGAGUAUACUUCGGAAGCAGCCCGAAUUCAAGAGCCUACAGGGUUGGCUCGUGCAUGAGACGGAGUCAGGCACCAUCAAUCGGCAAGAGGCCGUCAGCAUGAUUCCGCCGCUUUUCCUCAAUGUCCAACAUGACCACCUCGUCCUGGACAUGUGUGCUGCACCGGGAAGCAAAACGGGGCAACUGCUCGAAGCAGUGCAUGCACCACUACUCGCGCCUGACGGCACCACACCCGACCCAGCAACACAGUACCAAGCUGUGCCUCUUGGUCUGGUCAUCGCAAAUGACUCGGAUGCGCAACGUGUGUCGAUGCUGAAACAUCAAGUGACGCGUCUGCCCAGUCCGAAUCUGAUGGUCACAAACUGCGACGCUAGAUUCUACCCAAAUAUCACUGUCCCCUACAUGGGUGCAGAUGGCGAGAUCCAGUACAAGGACGUCAGGUACGAUCGGAUUCUUGCGGAUGUGCCCUGCAGUGGAGAUGGGACGAUGCGGAAGAACCAGUUAAUCUGGAAAGACUGGACGAUGGCGAAUGGUCUGGGAUUGCACAAAAUGCAGCUCCAAAUCCUCAUCCGUGCGAUGACGCUCCUCGCUCCUGGCGGGCGCUUGGUCUACUCGACCUGCUCGCUGAAUCCGAUCGAGAAUGAAGCCGUUGUCGCAGGUGCCCUGCGGGAGGCUGAAGCUGCGGGCUGGGACAUGGAAUUGAUUGACACGAUGGAGAGUCCGGAAUUUGAGCCUUUCCGGCAGCUCAAGCGGCGUCCGGGUCUGCAUCAGUGGAAGGUCUGCCCAUUGAAGAACCUCGGGGCUCUCAGACAGUCCCGUGACAAGCGCGCAGCUGUGAAAGCGAGAGCUGGCCAGAGUGCCGAGGAUGAGGCCAAAGCCAAGGCAUCGGCUGCAGGCUCCGAUGUCCAGGAAGGCAAUGCACCGGUUAACAAGGUGGGAGAUGAAGCACCUGCAGCAACCGAAGAUGCCAACUUGCAAGUGGAAGGUUCUCAAAAUGACGCAUCAAGCUCCAACACCCAGAUCGACUGGGUCGAAUCGUGGGCCGACUUGAAUGCCGAAUUCCCUGUCGAGGCAAAGAAGGUCGCGAAGACACUAUGGCCUCACGGAGAUGAGGAACGUCUCAAGCUCGAGCGGUGCAUGCGGGUCUAUCCACACUUGCAGAACACCGGUGGCUUUUUUGUGGCUGUGUUGCAUAAGCGUAGUCAAGGCAACCGGACCAAGGUUGAUGGCAAGGGCCAAGCGAAGAGCGAGACAGCAGGAAUGGCAGAGGGCAUCAAACGGGCACUGGAUCGUCUGGAUGAGCUACAAGAUGAAAAGGCCAGCAAGGCUGCCGCUGUCUCUGCCAGCGAGAGCACCGCUGAGAAGCGUGCGCGGAGUCCAACUGACGAUGCGGAAUCCGAGUCCAGCUCUGUGCCGAUGAAGAAGGCCAAGGCGGCAGCGGCGGAUGAGAGCGAAGUUGACUCGAAACCGGGUCAAGAAGACGCCACGUACGAGUUUGCGAAUGAACUGAACCCAGCUGCAUUCAAAGAAGACGCGUACAGCUAUGUCGACCUUUCGCACAGAGAAACACUCGCCAUUCAGGCUGCAUACAGCCUGCCGACGUCUUUCAUCCGCAAUCUUCUCGUGCGCAACCUGACAGGCGAAGUGCAGCGAAUGGUCUACUACACCAACCCGGUCAUCCGCGCCAUCCUUACCCAAGGACCUGAGUUCAAGAAUGCACGACACAAGUAUCGCGUUCCCGUCAAGCUGCGUCUGAUUUUCUCUGGCAACAAAAUUUUUGCCCGGCAGGGCCCCACGGCCGGCGAAGAGCGGGCCACGCUGGAGAAGUGGCGGAUCGUGCGCGAGGCGACGGACAUCAUGAAGGGUUACAUGCCGCCGCAAAGAAUCGUCAAGGCGACGCUAAAGGAGCUGAUGCACAUGUUGCAGCUCAACUACCCGAAACUCGGUGACAUCGAGAUGGAGCAGCUCAAAGAGAGGCUAUCGUCUGCCGACACGGGUAGCUAUAUCCUCGAAGUGGACGCGGGCGUCGAUGAAGGGAUCGGCGCAAGACUUGACGACACGCUCAGUCUCGCCUUGUGGCGUGCACCACACAGUGUGAACAUUAUGCUCGAGAAGCAGGAGAAGAGUGCCAUCUCCUUCCGCAUCUUUGGCAGGGAUGUCGUUGACGGAAGUACCGAUCGCUACUUUACUGCGCAGCAAAAAGGGCAGAAAAAGGCAGAGAAUGCGCUUGCAACUCCACCAAAAGCCAAGUCGCCAAGCGCAGAGGACGAUGAAAUGUUUAAUGCGCCGGCUCCUGCAGCGAUUGGGGAUGGCGCCAAUGCUGCACCACCUUCGUGAAAGUGUCAUUCCACUUCACAAGAUGGGUGCGACAUGACUUUUUUCUGAAUAUGUACUUUUCAAUGCAACUAGGCAGCCAAC
Messenger RNA from Tilletiaria anomala UBC 951, 2854 nucleotides. RefSeq names its product S-adenosyl-L-methionine-dependent methyltransferase. Gene Ontology annotation, molecular function: tRNA (cytidine-N5)-methyltransferase activity; tRNA binding. The record is from RefSeq and is a predicted model, not a curated record. Gene Ontology annotation, biological process: tRNA methylation. Gene Ontology annotation, cellular component: nucleus; cytoplasm. Bases 50 to 2773 code for a protein of 907 amino acids. Lineage: Eukaryota; Fungi; Basidiomycota; Exobasidiomycetes; Georgefischeriales; Tilletiariaceae. The transcript has 3 exons.